This is a messenger RNA of Guillardia theta CCMP2712, 816 nucleotides long. RefSeq lists its product as hypothetical. Gene Ontology annotation, cellular component: cytoplasm. Lineage: Eukaryota; Cryptophyceae; Pyrenomonadales; Geminigeraceae. The transcript is spliced from 7 exons. Gene Ontology annotation, molecular function: ATP binding; protein serine/threonine kinase activity. The record is from RefSeq and is a predicted model, not a curated record. The coding region runs from base 16 to 816 and encodes 266 amino acids. Gene Ontology annotation, biological process: regulation of MAPK cascade; protein phosphorylation; intracellular signal transduction.
CUCCUCCCCUUGAGAAUGGCAGAAAGGCGCGAAGACCCUGAGACGUUGUUCGAGGUGCAGAGGAUGCUGGGAGAAGGAGCAGCAGGGAUGGUUUACUAUGCAGAACGUAUUGCUUCACGGGAGCCUGUUGCGAUCAAAGUCGUUGUUGGAACUGAUGAUGCCAAGAAGGAGCUGAGAAUUCUUGAAACUAUCAGCCAUCCGAAUGUUGUUUCCUACUACGGCACAUGGGAGAAAGACUCUCAGCUGUGGAUCGCGUUAGAGUUUUGUCAUGGUGGUGCCGUCUCUGACCUGAUGGAGAAGCUGGGAAGAGGGCUGGGCUUGCAAGAGCUUCGUUGCAUCACCUGCUGCUCAUUAAUGGGAUUGAGCUAUCUACACGGAGAGCAAUUGAUACACAGAGACAUCAAGGCCAGUAACAUCUUGUUGUCUUCAUCGGGAGCCAAGCUUGCAGACUUCGGAGUAUCAGCAAGGUUGCAGGUACCAAAUGAUCGCCGUUGCACUUUUGUUGGAACACCGUACUGGAUGUCUCCAGAAGUCUGCUCGAGAGGAGAGUACGACUACAAGGCUGACAUCUGGUCACUCGGAAUCACCGUCAUCGAGAUGGUCCUCUCUUUGCCACCAUUGGCGCAUCUGCAUCCCAUCGAAGCAAUCGAAUACAUCCGUAAAAACGACCCACCCGUGCUGCAAUCAAUAUUGCAGACGUCUGGGAUCAGUGAUAUCUGGCCACAAUCUUUGCACGAAUUCGUCCAAUGCUGCCUUGUGAAAGAUUUUGAAUCGAGACCGGAUGCCCUGCAGCUCUCUCAGUCUGUUUCCUUCUAA